GGAGGGAGCCCGGGGCGCUGCAUCCUGGCGCGGGCCUCCGCCGCCGCUGCAGCCACUGCCGUCGGGAAAGGUCCCGGCGCGGACAUGACCUCGCGCGCCGCUCUCCUGGGCGGGAGCUCCCGGCGCCCAGCGCAGUAGCCCCGCGAAGAGGCGGCGGACUGGACGGUGCAGACCGCGCAGGAAACCAGGCGGGCGGCAUGGAGGCGGCGCACCUGCUCUCAGCAGCCGACGUGCUGCGCCGCUUCUCGGUGACGGUCGAGGGCGGCCUGAGGCCAGAGCAGGUGACUAGCGCGCGAGAGCGCUACGGCCCCAACGAGCUCCCAACUGAGGAAGGGAAGUCCCUGUGGGAGCUGGUGCUGGAGCAGUUUGAAGACCUCCUGGUGCGCAUCCUGCUGUUGGCUGCCCUGGUCUCCUUCGUCCUGGCCUGUUUUGAGGAGGGCGAGGAGACCACAACAGCCUUCGUGGAGCCUCUGGUCAUCAUGCUGAUCCUCGUGGCCAAUGCCAUCGUGGGCGUAUGGCAGGAACGCAAUGCUGAGAGUGCCAUUGAGGCCCUGAAAGAGUAUGAGCCUGAGAUGGGUAAGGUGAUCCGCUCGGACCGCAAGGGCGUGCAGAGGAUCCGCGCCCGGGACAUCGUCCCUGGAGACAUCGUGGAAGUAGCAGUGGGAGACAAAGUGCCCGCUGACCUCCGCCUCCUCGAGAUCAAGUCCACCACUCUGAGAGUGGACCAGUCCAUCCUGACAGGUGAAUCCGUGUCUGUGACCAAACACACAGAUGCUAUCCUGGAUCCCAGAGCUGUGAACCAGGACAAGAAGAACAUGCUAUUCUCUGGUACCAACAUCGCAUCGGGCAAGGCACUGGGGGUGGCAGUGGCCACAGGCCUGCACACAGAGCUGGGUAAGAUCCGGAGUCAGAUGGCGGCAGUGGAGCCAGAGCGGACACCGCUGCAGCACAAGCUGGAUGAGUUCGGGCGGCAGCUGUCCCGUGCCAUCUCUGUGAUCUGUGUGGCCGUGUGGGUCAUCAACAUCAGCCACUUCGCUGACCCAGCCCAUGGUGGCUCCUGGCUUCGUGGUGCCGUCUACUACUUCAAGAUUGCCGUGGCUCUGGCUGUGGCUGCCAUCCCUGAGGGCCUCCCAGCUGUUAUCACUACAUGCCUGGCUCUGGGCACACGGCGCAUGGCACGCAAGAAUGCCAUUGUGCGGAGUCUGCCCUCUGUGGAGACGCUGGGCUGCACCUCGGUCAUCUGCUCCGACAAGACAGGCACACUCACCACCAAUCAGAUGUCUGUCUGCCGGAUGUUCGUGGUAGCCGAAGCUGAAGCAAGCUCCUGCCGUUUGCACGAGUUCACCAUCUCCGGCACCACUUACGCCCCGGAGGGCGAAGUGAGGCAGGCGGAGCAGCUCGUGCGCUGUGGGCAGUUCGAUGGGCUGGUGGAGCUGGCGACAAUCUGUGCCCUGUGCAACGACUCAGCGCUGGACUACAAUGAGGCUAAGGGCGUAUAUGAGAAGGUGGGAGAGGCCACGGAGACAGCCCUGACUUGCCUGGUGGAGAAAAUGAACGUGUUUGACACCAACCUCCAGGCCCUGUCCCGAGUGGAACGAGCCAGUGCCUGCAAUGCGGUCAUCAAGCAGCUGAUGCGGAAGGAGUUUACUUUGGAGUUCUCCCGGGACCGGAAGUCCAUGUCAGUGUACUGCACGCCCACUCGCCCUGGCCUGGCAGCCCAGGGCAGCAAGAUGUUUGUGAAGGGGGCUCCUGAGAGUGUGAUCGAGCGCUGCAGCUCAGUCCGAGUGGGAAGCUGCACAGUACCCCUGAACGCCACCUCCAGGGAGCAGAUCCUCGCCAAGAUCCGGGAUUGGGGCUCCGGCUCAGACACGCUGCGUUGCCUGGCACUGGCCACUCGGGAUGCACCCCCAAGGAAGGAGGACAUGCAGCUGGAUGACUGCAGCAAAUUUGCGCAGUACGAGAUGGACCUGACUUUUGUGGGCUGCGUGGGCAUGCUGGACCCUCCAAGGCCCGAGGUGGCUGCUUGCAUCGCACGCUGCCACCAGGCCGGCAUCCGUGUGGUCAUGAUCACAGGGGACAACAAAGGCACAGCUGUGGCCAUCUGCCGCCGGCUUGGCAUCUUCAAGGACACAGAGGAUGUGGUGGGCAAGGCCUACACGGGUCGCGAAUUCGAUGACCUCAGCCCUGAGCAGCAACGCCAGGCCUGCCGCACAGCGUGCUGCUUUGCCCGUGUGGAACCUGCACACAAGUCCCGAAUUGUAGAGAACCUACAGUCCUUCAAUGAGAUCACCGCCAUGACUGGAGACGGGGUGAAUGAUGCCCCGGCUCUGAAGAAAGCAGAGAUUGGCAUUGCCAUGGGCUCCGGCACAGCUGUGGCCAAGUCGGCAGCCGAGAUGGUGCUGUCAGAUGACAACUUUGCCUCAAUUGUGGCUGCAGUGGAGGAGGGCCGGGCCAUCUACAACAACAUGAAGCAAUUCAUCCGCUACCUCAUCUCCUCCAAUGUCGGCGAGGUUGUCUGCAUCUUCCUCACGGCAAUUCUGGGUCUGCCGGAAGCCCUGAUCCCUGUGCAGCUGCUCUGGGUGAACCUGGUGACGGAUGGCUUACCUGCCACAGCCCUGGGUUUCAACCCACCAGACCUGGACAUCAUGGAGAAGCUGCCCCGGAACCCUCGUGAGGCCCUCAUCAGUGGCUGGCUCUUUUUUCGAUAUCUGGCUAUUGGAGUGUACGUAGGCCUGGCCACGGUGGCUGCCGCCACCUGGUGGUUCCUAUAUGAUGCCGAGGGACCUCACGUCACCUUCUACCAGCUGAGGAACUUCCUGAAGUGCUCCGAGGACAACCCACUCUUUGCUGACAUUGACUGCGAGGUCUUUGAGUCACGCUUCCCCACAACCAUGGCCUUGUCUGUGCUGGUGACCAUUGAAAUGUGCAAUGCCCUCAACAGCGUCUCGGAGAACCAGUCGCUGCUGCGGAUGCCACCCUGGCUGAACCCUUGGCUGCUGGCAGCUGUGGCCAUGUCCAUGGCCCUGCACUUCCUCAUCCUGCUGGUGCCACCCCUGCCCCUUAUUUUCCAGGUGACCCCACUGAGUGGGCGCCAGUGGGUAGUGGUGCUCCAGAUAUCUCUGCCUGUCAUCCUGCUUGAUGAGGCCCUCAAGUACCUGUCCCGGAACCACGUGGAUGAAGAAAAGGACAAGAAGUGAGUGCUGGGAACAGAGUGGAGUCUCCAGUGCGUACCUCAGCCUGAUGAUGCCCAAGCGUUCACUCCUACUCCCCACACUGCCAUCACGCUCACCGCUUGCUCACUGGGCCCUGCCGAGGGUCUCUGUCCUCGCUUCCAUAUGCAUGGGGGCUGUGCAACUCAUGCCUCUGGGACUCUCCUGGGAAGUUCACCCCUGACGUUCCGGCUCCAGGGCAGCAGCCUAGGAGGGGCCUGCCCAGAAGCCAGAGCUGGAAGCAGAUCCAGACAUGCAGAGGCCUCUACCCCCAGAUCUAUGAGCACAUUCUGGAGCAGGCACCCCCUUGCUUGGAGGCUGGGCAUUUUACUUGGUCACUGGUGCUUCUGUACUGAUGGAGGACUCCUGGAGUUCCUGCUAGCUCUGACCUCUCACUUAGUGCCUGGUCUGGGGCCUGGUCAGAGGGACGGGGGGCGGUGAAGGGGAGGACAUCUGGGCCCAGCUGUGCACAGUGAGGGCAGACAACCCCCCUCCACUCUGCUCUUUUCCCACAAAGUUGGCACGUGAGGGUUUGAGCUUCUUACUGUUUAUAUGUGCAGGGGGUUGAAGGGUCAGUGGGAGGGAGAUGGUGGUAGUGGGGCGGGGGGGGGGGGGUGCUGGGUAAGGAUCCCCUUCCCAGGAGACAGCUGGCUUGGCUGCCUCAGUUCUGGAUACUCCCAGACUGAGAUUUCCCUGUCCUAAGCAAAUGAGACAUGGCAAGUCUCGUUGCUGUCCAGUCUGCCAAGCAGAGGCUGGAUUUGCCCUCCAUGUCCCUGGUGCCUAAGACCCCAGACAUCCUUGGGUACCUGAUCACUGUGCCCUCUCAGCUCAACCCUGUGUGCACCAUCCCACAGUCUGCAUGGCUGGGUGAUUCUGAGUCCUCUAGACUCUCAGCCUCACUCUUCACCUCCAACCCCACAUAUCCAUGAGCUGAAAGGAUGUCACUAAGAAUGGCUAGUUACCCAACAGCACUUACUCUCCCUCCGUCAUUGCUGGAAGAAUGUGUGUCCAUUGUGGAUCAUGUUGGAUGAUGGGAAAAGAGCGUUUGAUGGACAUAAAUGUUCUUUUAAUUCGGCUCUUGCCCCUCUGGCAAAAAUUAGGCAUGGAAGAGAACAGUGGGUCAAUGUACAUCCUCACCCCUCCUGGAGAGUAUACCAAGUGAUUCUUUUAUGUGUAAAUCAAGACUCACAUCCCUGUCCUGGUCCCCAGAAUCAAAAAGCGCCCUUAGCCUGCCUUGCAGACAAAUGGGCUCCAGGCUCUGCGGCCUCUUACCACACCUUUCUUCCCUCCCCUCUCUCAGUCAGGCGGGGCUCCCCUGGGCACUAGCCCACAGAGAUUCUCUGCUUCCGUCCUGCUGAAGGGAAGGGAGAUCUUGAGGUGGGGGACGGUGGGAGGGCCCUGAACCCACCUGUUGACGUGACGCUGGCGGAGAAAUAAAGGUUGAGUGCGGGGGGCAAUGGAGGAUCAUCA
Molecule: messenger RNA, 4679 nt
Organism: Neofelis nebulosa (Clouded leopard)
Lineage: Eukaryota; Metazoa; Chordata; Mammalia; Carnivora; Felidae
Gene: ATP2A3
Product: ATPase sarcoplasmic/endoplasmic reticulum Ca2+ transporting 3
Exons: 21
Coding region: 198-3197 (999 amino acids)
Biological process (GO): calcium ion transmembrane transport; intracellular calcium ion homeostasis
Cellular component (GO): membrane
Molecular function (GO): P-type calcium transporter activity; ATP binding; ATP hydrolysis activity
Source: RefSeq, a predicted model, not a curated record